CUCUUUUGCUUAGGGGGCAACAAAAGGAUUUCCAUCCCCUUUCAAAGUGGAUUUAGUGCAGGAACUGGUGGGGGCUUUGGCCCAGGUGGAGGCUUUGGCCCAGGUGGUGGCUUUGGACCAGGUGGUGGCUUUGGACCAGGUGGUGGCUUUGGACCAGGUGGGGGUAGGCCGGGGAGUGGAUUUGGUGGUGGGCCUGGUGGUGGCCCAGGCUUUCCAGUUUUCCCAUCUACCGGCAUCCAAGAGGUGACUGUGGACCCAAGCCUUCAGACACCGUUCAACGUUGAGAUUGACCCUGAAAUUCAGAAAGUGCGAACUGAAGAACGGGAACAGAUUAAGGAUUUGAACAACAAAUUUGCUGCCUUCAUUGAUAAGGUGCGUUUCCUGGAGCAACAGAAUAAGGUGCUAGAAACGAAGUGGAGCCUCCUGCAGGAACAAGGAGGGAUAACAACUGGUUCUCAAAGAGACAACAUUGAACCCAUCUUUGAGGAAUACAUCAGUAACCUGAGGCAGCAGCUGGAGGGUCUAAACGGGGACAGAGGUCGCUUGGACGGAGAACUGAGGACCAUGCAGGAUAUGGUGGAGGAGUUCAAGCAAAAAUAUGAAGAGGAAAUCAACAGGAGGACAGUUGCAGAGAAUGAGUUUGUGAUGCUCAAGAAGGAUGUGGAUGCUGCCUAUAUGGCCAAGGUAGAACUGGAGUCCAAGGUGGAUACUAUCAGUGACGAAACCAGCUUCUCAAGAACUCUCUUUGAUGCGGAACUUUCUCAGUUACAGGCACAAAUUUCAGAUACAUCUGUCAUACUAUCAAUGGACAACAACCGAGUCUUGGACCUAAAUAGCAUCAUCGCUGAGGUGAAAUCCCAAUAUGAGGAGAUUGCUAAUAGGAGUCGGAAUGAUGCAGAGCUCACCUACCGCUUCAAGUAUGAAGAGCUGCAGUCAUCUGCCGACCAGCAUGUUGAUGUCCUGCGUAACACCAAGAAUGAAAUUUCGGAGCUGAAUCGAAUGACCCAGAAGCUCAAGGUUGAGAUUGAAAAUGUGAAAAAACAGAUUUCUAAACUGCAGACGGCCAUUACAGAGGCAGAGGAGAGGGGGGAACUCGCCCUGAAG
Ailuropoda melanoleuca (giant panda) is the source of this 1104-nucleotide messenger RNA. Its product is annotated as keratin, type II cytoskeletal 5-like. Gene Ontology annotation, cellular component: keratin filament. The annotation marks the transcript as partial. The record is from RefSeq and is a predicted model, not a curated record. Gene Ontology annotation, biological process: keratinization; intermediate filament organization. Lineage: Eukaryota; Metazoa; Chordata; Mammalia; Carnivora; Ursidae. The transcript has 2 exons. Gene Ontology annotation, molecular function: structural constituent of skin epidermis.